Molecule: messenger RNA, 758 nt
Organism: Cebus imitator (Panamanian white-faced capuchin)
Lineage: Eukaryota; Metazoa; Chordata; Mammalia; Primates; Cebidae
Exons: 3
Coding region: 96-758 (220 amino acids)
Source: RefSeq, a predicted model, not a curated record
UCCAGCACCUCCUCCGGCCGCACCUCCUAUGGGACUUUAUCCACCUCAUCCAGGUGUCUGUCCUGAGGUACCUCAACUUCAUCCACCUGUCUGUCAUGUGGGACCCCAUCCACCUCAUCCAGGUGUCUGUCCUGGGGGGCCCCAUCCGCCUAAUCCAGGUGUCUGUCCUGGGGUACCCCAUCCGCCUCAUCCAGGUGUCUGUCCUGGGGGACCCCAUCUGCCUCAUCAACCUAUCUGUCCUGGGGGACCCCAUCCACCUCAUCCAGGUGUCUGUCCUGGGGGACCCCAUCCACCUCAUCCACCUGUCUGUCAUGUGGGACCCCAUCCACCUCAUCCACCUGUCUGUCAUGUGGGACCCCAUCCACCUCAUCCACCUGUCUGUCCUGGGGGGCCCCAUCCGCCUCAUCCAGGUGUCUGUCCUGGGGGACCCUAUCCACCGCAUCCAGGUGUGUGUCCUGGGGGACACCAUCCACCUCAUCCAACUGUCUGUCCUGGGGGACACCAUCCACCUCAUGCAUCUGUCUGUCCUGGGGGACACCAUCCACCUCAUGCAUCUGUCUGUCCUGGGGGACACCAUCCACCACAGCCACCUGUCUGUCCUGGGGGACCCCGUCCACCUCAUCCACCUGUCUCUCCUGGGGGACCCCGUCCACCUCAUCCACCUGUCUCUCCUGGGGGACCCUGUCCACCUCAUCCUCCUGUCUCUCCUAGGGGACCCGGGACCCCGUCCACCUCAUCCAUCUGUCUGUCCUGGGUGA